AUGGCGUUGCUGGGCUUGUCGCGCGAGGAACCUCUACGCCCUUCUGCCGUGAGCUUUGAGCUGCGACGGCCCACCAGGUCCACUUCCCUUGGCGCGGUCCAGCAGCUGGCAGGCAGCUCCAGCCUACAACGAACGUCCCUGGACCAUUCGCCCUACCGUCGGUUGGAGGGUGAUCUUCAUACCCGCGCGCGGAGCAGUGCAGGUCUCCGAGAGAGUUGCGGAGUGUCCCGGAGCUACGGUUGGCCGGGUCGUGACGAGAUUCCAGCCCGGGAGGUGGUCACAGAGCCAACCACCUUCGCGGCGUCGCUGCCGCUGUCGCCUGCCGUGCCCUCGAGCCCUUCGGCCUUGCGCGCAGGUGGAACCGUGGUGCCGGCGGAGCUGGAAGCGCGUGCGCAGCGGCGGCAACGGAACUGGGGGACGCUCAGUAGCUCCUGGUUGGUGAAGAAUUGCUUCAGCGCAUGGCGCUCCUUCGUGCAAGCGCAACUUGCAGCAGCUCGAGCGCAAAUGCAGCAGGAGUUGCAGCUGUCAGCGGUGUUGGAGCUACAAACCUCGCUGCUGAAGAAGGAGCAGGAGAUCAAGCGUUUGAUCGCGGAGAUGCAGCACAACGAGUGGAAUGGCUUGAAUCGCUUCACCAUGUUGCAGAACACGGCGGCAGAUGCCUCCCUGAGAUACCGCGUGUUCAGUGCCUGGCGCCUGGCCAAGCACCGCAGCUUGGCGGAGUUGCUGCAGCGCUUCAAGGCAGAGCUUCGGGAUGUGCAGACAAGUCUCCGAGUGACAAACGAGGAGCUGGCAGCUUUGCAGCUGGGUUUGAUGAAGGCCCGCGAGACACGUCGGCAGGCGCUGGACCAACGGAUGCGCGACGAGCAGAUGCUGAAGGCACGUGUGCUCGACCUGUGGCAUCGAAUGGUCUCCGCACGCUACAGGGAGCUGGCUUUAGAGAACCAAGAGAGCCUGCGGGACAUGGAGCAUCAGAUGCGCCGGAGCGAGAAUGAAUGGCGCUUGAAGUACCAGCAGUUGGAAGAGAAACUGAAGAAGUCCAAAGAGGCGGCACAGGACGGUCAGAUGCGGGCCAUGAUGGCUUUGAUGGGCAAGACGGGCAAAGGCCUCCUUUCGUGCGCCUUCGUGGAAUGGAUGCGCUAUACCUCGAAGGAGCGAGCCAUCAGAUUAGAGGAAGAAGGACGUGAUCGCGACCGCAAACUGCAGCUGCAACUAGAAGAUCUGCGGCGGCGGCAGUUGGAGGUGCGGCAGGGUAGCCAGAUGCGCGCCAUGGUGGCCUUACUGGGCAGAGGCGCCAAAGGCCUGCUCUCCUGUGGCUUCGUGGCAUGGAUGCGCUACACGUCACAGAUGAAGGGAGAAAAGGCAGGUCAGCAUUUGGAACUGACCCUCAGCAAGAAAGACCAAGAGAUCCAAAAGAUGCUGAAAGAUUACCAUGCAUUGCAGCGGAGUCUCAAGGACCUGCAGAGCGACUUCCUGCGCGCGCGCAAGCGCACCAGGGAGGAGGCCUUUUACCGCGCCAACUUGCUCUUGGGAGGCGGCCGUCUGAGCUAUCAGGAGGCCUUACGCCUGAGCCAAGUGUUGGCUGCUUGGCUCCUGGUGGCCAUGGCUUUGCACUGGGCCAGGGCCAAGGAGUUGCAAGCCGGACAGGCGGAUCAGUUGCGGCUGCAGCUGGACGAGCUGCGGAGAGAGAACCGCAUGAAUUUGAGGAAUCGGCUUCUGUCGAGUUGGGAAACCAGAGAUGUGCAGGCCUUGCUCUCUCGCGUGCUUCAUGCCUGGCACCGAUGUUUGCUCCAUGGUUCAUUGGAGGCUGAAGGCGAACGCUCCAGUGCCAUGGCCCAUGGAUGGCGUUCACGGCAGGACCUACUGCUGGAGCGAGCUUGUCUUGCCUUGGGCAGCAAAAAUGCCAGGCAGCUGCUGCGCGCCUGCUUUCGAGGAUGGAUGCACAGGCUGGAAUCAUCUCGACUGCUACACGGCUCCAGAAGCAUGUACCAGUCCAAGCUGGAGAGCGUUGCUGCGAAGAUGUUUGCUCGCUACAUGGAGGCAACUCCCAUUGCCAUAUUCCUGGCAUGGUCCCGCGCUGCGCGACAGCAGCGUUUCGAGCGCGCUGCGCAACAGCUACUCUCCAAGGUGGUGACCGGCAGUGGAUUUCUUGCGGCGCUCGAAAGUGGCUUCGCGCGAGUCAUUGAUGUCCAGGCCUGGUGGCCCGCGGGCGGCGAGUUGUCGGAAAUGGAGACAAGAGCUUGGAGCAAAACGCUCUGA
Cladocopium goreaui is the source of this 2256-nucleotide messenger RNA. The record is from the annotation of a GenBank genome assembly. NCBI's taxonomy places the organism in Eukaryota, Dinophyceae, Suessiales, Symbiodiniaceae.